Molecule: messenger RNA, 2478 nt
Organism: Cladocopium goreaui
Lineage: Eukaryota; Dinophyceae; Suessiales; Symbiodiniaceae
Source: the annotation of a GenBank genome assembly
AUGGGACGGUGGCGGAAACCGGCGAAGAGCGAGAAAUCUGUUGAGCCGCCAGAGCGUCGCCCCAGUCAUCGAGAGGCGGCACAAUGGAGUGCGCGAUUCAGUAUCGAUGCAGCCAUAGCUGUGGUGACCAUUAGUAUGUCCAAGACUGGACUCACCGAUGAAGACAUGGAAAGGUGGUGCGUUUGGGUGCGAGGUCAUCUAGCAUCCCAACGGCACAGCUGUGCUUUGGGUGUGGUGGACUUUGCUGAGAACAGGUUAACUGCAAAGGGCGUGCGCCAUUUGCUGGAGACUUUUCUAGACUUGCAACUGCCAAUGCAAGUGUUGAAGCUGCAUCACAACCGUAUCGCGGAAGGUUGGUGCUUCGCAGCAUAUUUACAGCAUGGUUGGCUACAUGAGUUGCAUUUAUCCCAUAACGAGCUGGAUGCAGAGGCGUCAGCUGCAAUUAUUGAAGCCGCCGUGCUGGCCAGUGAUGCCAGUGAUGCAUCGAAAAAGAUCUAUCCACGGAGAGUUGGCAAAGGGAAUUCCGCCCCGCUUUGGGUGCGGCUGGAGCAAAACUAUAUUGAUCCAAACGUGUUUUCUUCCAUUUUGGACGCCAAAUUCGGAGAUUCUGCCGGCAUCUGCUGCGAUGCUCGCAGCAAAUGGUGCACCCCUCACAACUGCGUCCAACAGGCUGCUUUUGCAGUACACCUCAAGAAUUUGUCUCAGCAGCGUCGACGAGGAAGUCAUGGUGAACGAACUGCCACUAUCGGCUCUACUGGCUCGACGACCCAAAAAGCUGAUGGCACAGAGUGUGCCCACGUCCUAUGCUUCGACUGGGAGAGAGGGGCCUGGGUGCCCGAAACGAUUGAGAUCCCAGCUAUAGACGCUGCUGCCACGACCGAACUGUCAGAAGGAUUGAAAGUCCUCAUCGGCGCAGGCAUGAGACCAACGACAGGGUCCGAGGGCCCUAGCGAUAAGCAGGCUUUGAGUCAUGAGGAAGGUCAAACCAUCGGUGCUGAUCUCCUGCGUUCCAUCCGCAACACCAAAUCGGCCACGGCCGCGCCUCCCACGGUCCCCACUCCCGCGGCACCUCCGCUCUCAGCCGUGGCCCCAGUGGCCGCGCCCGUCGCCGUGCCGCCGGCCGUGGCCGCUGCGCAGGCCGUAGCCGUCCAGGCUAUGGCGAAGCAGGUGGCAGCGCACGCAGCCCAGAGCUGGGCGGCGAAUGCCGCGGCCCACGCAGCGCAGGUCCACUGCGCCCGGUUGGCCGCGGCCCAGCUGGCCGCGCAAGCGGCACGACUGGACCCACGCUUCGUGGAGGAUCCAAAUGCUUGGCUGAGGAUCGAAGCGCCAGUGUUUCAACCUGGGGCCAGGUGUUUCUUCGCCACCUCGGAAGCCACCGGCACCGAAACCUCUGCAGGGGCAUCGGAUGAUACCGAGUCAUUAGAAGUGGCAGCUGGUCUCUCUACAGGUCCGGAGACGGACCCAGGUCUUUUAAGUACAGACUCUCCACCGUCAACACGGCGAAGAUCAGAGGAUCAAACAUCGCCAGCCGUGUGGUUAUCCAAAGUUGCACCCUUGCUGGAAGAGUUACCGGAGACGUCACUUUGGAGGAAGGAUGCCACAAAGUCCGAACCAGAGAGGACAGCCAGCAAAAACGCCACAGUUGCUGCACCACCAUGGUCCGCCUCGGUAGCAGCUUCACCAGGUCUUUCCAAGCAUUCGGAGCCAGUGGAGCCUUCGGAGCAAACAUUUGGACCGCAGAAGUGCUCGGUGAAUUCUCCUGCCCAAUGGUUGUCCACAGAAACCAAAGAUGUGGAGCCCAACUCCUCCGUUGCUGGUGGGAAAUCUUCUGCAGCCUUUUCUGCACCUCUACAUGUUUCACCAGAGCCAGUCCAGGAGACACAGGAGAAACUGGAUGCGAUUGAACCAGGUCUAUUGAAGUCGUCUCCGGCCAUAGCUGUACAGAAGACGAUGGAUUCGGCCGAUGCCGUGCCACCUGAGAUUGAGAAACCGCUGGUGGUGCAUGAGGAGAUUCCGGAGGUAACGGUGGAGGAGCAUCAUGAGGCACCAGACGAUUCACCUGAACUUCGGGCGCCGGAGGAGGGAUAUGAAGCAACACCCGAGGUGAAAGUUGAAGGAUUGGCCGUUGAAGCUGUGGAAACAAGUGGCGAAACUCACGAAAGUGCCGAAACUCCGGAGGCCAUUGAUCCAACCAGUGAGGCCAAACUUCCGGAACCAGUGGAAGCAGCGGAACCCGUGGAGCCUGCGGAAUCCGCGCAAGUCGAGGCCAAACUUCCGGUCGAUCCAGGUCCAACAGCAAAGACGGCUGAUUUCCAGGCUCGUGCUCGAGUUCACCAGGUCUUCAAUAUUUUGGAUGAAGAACACCGGACACGAUCUCGCAGCGAUUCUUCCCCACGAGUGUUGGAUAUUUGGAAGAAGACCCCUGACACGCCAAAUUCCACAGAGUCUCCCAAGCAAGGACAAUGUCACAUCAUGUAG